UUCAAGAAAUUAAGUAAUCAUGAAGGCUAUUGCAAUACUAGUUCUAGUUGUGCUAGCUGUGGUUCAGCUAGCAAUGGUUGCACGGGGCGCAAUCACUUGUGGCCAAGUGGAUGCUAACUUGGCACCCUGUGUCUCAUUCCUGACACAGGGUGGCGAGCCCGGUGCAGCAUGCUGCAGCGGGGUGAAAACCUUGAAUGGUAACGCUCAGUCCUCUGAUGAUAGAAAGACUGCUUGCAAUUGUGUUAAGGCUGCUGUGAAUCGAUACCCCAACCUUAAAGAUGAUGCUGCUCAAUCUCUCCCUAGCAAGUGCGGCAUAUCCGUCAACGUCCCUAUCUCUAGGACCGUCAACUGUGACACAAUCAGUUAAAAUCAGCUGGAUGGUUCUGGGAAUAUUCUUUCCUCAAUGUUGUUAUAAUGUAUUAAAUAAACCAAGGGUUGUUAAACCCUUGAACGUUGUAAA
Molecule: messenger RNA, 460 nt
Organism: Solanum tuberosum (potato)
Lineage: Eukaryota; Viridiplantae; Streptophyta; Magnoliopsida; Solanales; Solanaceae
Product: non-specific lipid-transfer protein A-like
Exons: 2
Coding region: 20-367 (115 amino acids)
Biological process (GO): lipid transport
Molecular function (GO): lipid binding
Source: RefSeq, a predicted model, not a curated record